AUGGACUUGAAGAACUUAGUGUCUAAAAAGAUUAAUGAUUAUGCUGAGAAGCUGUUUUUUCUUAGCAAUGAAGUUUGGAAGAAUCCUGAACUCAACUUCAAGGAAUUCAAGGCUCAUGAAUUACUGACAAACUUCCUUGAGAAGGAAGGUUUCACUGUGGAACGCUCCUACACUGGUAUUGAGACAGCUUUCAGGGCCACCUUUGGCUCUGGGAGACCCAAUGUGUGUGUGAUCUGUGAGUACGAUGCUCUGCCUAAAAUCGGUCAUGCAUGUGGACACAACCUCAUAGCAGAGGCUGGAAUUGCCGCUGGCUUGGGUUUGAAAGCUGUUCUGGAAUCAAGCGAUGCCCCAAAGGGAAUGUUAACGAUCAUGGGCACCCCAGCAGAAGAAGGUGGUGGAGGAAAGAUCAAAUUGAUUAAGAACGGUGCAUUUGAGAAUAUCGACUUUGCAAUGAUGGUACAUCCCUCUCCGAAAGAUGUUGUCAUGUCGGAUUUUGUCUGCUUAUGUCCAUUAGAUAUAACUUACACAGGCAAGGCAGCCCAUGCUGCUGCUUUUCCGUGGGAAGGAGUGAACGCACUGGAUGCAGCUGUGAUGGCGUACACCUCUAUCUCUGCCCUCAGACAGCAAAUGAAGCCAACUUGGAGAGUCCAUGGAAUCAUCACCAACGGAGGAGCCAAACCAAACAUUAUACCAGAGAAAGCUGCUAUGGAGUACUAUAUUCGAGCCCCAUCUAUGUCUGAUUUGGACCUUCUGAAAAGCAAGGUGACAGCAUGUUUCAAGUCAGCAGCCACGGCAACUGGAUGUGAGGUGGAAAUAUGUGAGCCCGCAGAUACUUUUGCCAGUGUUAAACAUAAUGAUACAUUGGCCAAGCUCUAUUAUCGCAAUAUUGUUGAUCUAGGAGUUAAAGAUAUGAUUCUUGAAGAAAACCUAGGUGGCUCUACUGAUAUGGGAAAUGUAUCGUACAUUGUUCCCUCCAUUCAUCCUAUGUUUGCUAUCGGCUCUGGGGAAGUGAACCACACUCGAGAAUUCACUGCCGCGGCCAACACCCCUGAGGCGCACACAGCUACUUUGAUUGCUGCCAAGGCCAUGGCUCACACAUGCAUCGAUGUGCUCACUACUGAUGGAUUGAUGGAGAAAAUAAAGGAUACUUUUAAAGAUUGAUAUACAAUAUAUUUAUGUUCUGAAUACGAUUGCUGCCAGUGUGUUAUGUGAACAAGCUGUUUUUACAUUUCGAUCAUCAGAAGACUGAUAAUUAUAUAAUUAUGAUUCAUUA
Molecule: messenger RNA, 1273 nt
Organism: Halichondria panicea
Lineage: Eukaryota; Metazoa; Porifera; Demospongiae; Suberitida; Halichondriidae
Product: peptidase M20 domain-containing protein 2-like
Exons: 1
Coding region: 1-1161 (386 amino acids)
Molecular function (GO): dipeptidase activity
Source: RefSeq, a predicted model, not a curated record